Schistocerca piceifrons (Central American locust) is the source of this 5215-nucleotide messenger RNA. It is a transcript of the gene hth, whose product is annotated as homeobox protein homothorax. Gene Ontology annotation, biological process: eye development; embryonic pattern specification; animal organ morphogenesis. The coding region runs from base 496 to 1935 and encodes 479 amino acids. The transcript has 14 exons. The record is from RefSeq and is a predicted model, not a curated record. Lineage: Eukaryota; Metazoa; Arthropoda; Insecta; Orthoptera; Acrididae. Gene Ontology annotation, molecular function: DNA-binding transcription activator activity, RNA polymerase II-specific; RNA polymerase II cis-regulatory region sequence-specific DNA binding.
ACUGCGGAGCGCGCAGGACCUCGUGUGCGUGCUGGGGCCCUGUCUCGGCGCGGCGGACGGCAACGCACAGCACAAAUCGCUCGCAACAGCUGCACUACCGCAUGCAGUGAUCGACGCGCGCGCCUCCCUGUCUGCUUCUGCCGCGCGGGUGCCGUCGGAAGUGGAGCGAGCGAAGCGACGCCGCGCGGGGCCCGGAACGACGCAGCAACGAGAGCGCCUCGAGCAAGAAGUGUGACCGUGUGCCGCCCUCGUCGCUACCACCAUGUGCUUACUGUCGUGUGCGGUGACAUCGUGAAUACGCUGGGCAGCGGGUCGUUUUCGCCGCCGGAGCAAAACUCGCGCCGCUGCCUCCGUUGUUUGUGGUGCUUUUCCGACGAGAGGGCGAGAGGGGUGGGGGAGGAAACCGACAGAGGGGGCGCGAAAGGGUGGCAGUAGUGGAUGUGGUGUUGACUCGACGGUGCGAAAGUGGAUUUCGCCGGGGCAGCGAGAGCGUUCAUGGCUCAGCCACGGUACGAUGACGGCAUCCACCCGUACAUGGAGGCGGCUGGUGGCGCGUCCGCGGCGGCGGCGGCGGCGGCCGCGAUGUACGCAGACCCGCACCGCAGCGCGCAGCUGGGGCUGGCGCAGCACCACUCCCCGCACGUGGCGCACUCGAUGCACCAGUACCACGCGCACCAGCCACACCAGCCGCCCGCGGCCAACCACGUGGCGCCCGUCGCCAACCACGUCAUGGGCGCCGCCGUGCCCGACGUCCACAAGCGCGACAAGGACGCCAUCUACGGGCACCCCCUGUUCCCGCUGCUGGCGCUCAUCUUCGAGAAGUGCGAGCUGGCGACGUGCACCCCGCGGGAGCCCGGCGUCGCGGGAGGCGACGUUUGCUCCUCCGAGUCCUUCAACGAGGACAUCGCCGUCUUCUCCAAGCAGAUUCGGCAGGAGAAGCCGUACUACAUAGCGGAUCCCGAAGUCGAUUCACUCAUGGUACAGGCGAUCCAGGUUCUUCGGUUUCACCUGCUGGAACUGGAAAAGGUGCACGAGCUGUGCGACAACUUCUGCCACCGGUACAUCAGCUGCCUGAAGGGCAAGAUGCCCAUAGACCUGGUGAUCGACGAGCGGGAGUCGAGCAAGCCCCCCGAGCCCAUGGGCUCCACCAACGGCGACGGCGGCGCGCGCAGCACGGCUGACUCCACGUCGCACACGGACGGCGCCAGCACCCCCGACGUGAGGCCGCCCAGCUCGACGCUGUCGUACGGAGGCCCCGGGAACGACGACGUGCGGUCCCCGGGCUCGGGCGCGGGCGGCACGCCGGGCCCGCUGUCGCAGCAGCCGCCGUCGCAGCCGGGCGUCGACGCCGCAGACCCAGACGCUCUAGGCAAGUGGUGCCCGCGGCGCGAGUGGCCCAGCCCGGCCGACACCCGCGCCAGCGACGCGCGCCGCGGCGUCCUCUACUCGUCCGUCUUCCUCGGCAGCCCCGGAGAGUACAACGGUGACGCGAGCAACGCGAGUAUCGGCAGCGGAGAAGGCACGGGCGAGGAGGACGACGACACGAACGGCAAGAAGAACCAGAAGAAGCGCGGCAUCUUCCCCAAGGUGGCCACCAACAUCCUCAGGGCGUGGCUGUUCCAGCACCUGACGCAUCCGUACCCUUCGGAAGACCAGAAAAAGCAGCUGGCGCAGGAUACGGGGUUAACGAUCCUGCAAGUGAAUAACUGGUUCAUCAACGCGAGACGGAGGAUCGUGCAGCCGCUCAUAGACCAAUCAAACAGAGCGGGCGUGAGCGUGUUCUCGCCGCACGCAGGCCCCAGCGGCGCCUACAGCCCGGACGGCGCCUCCAUGGGCUACAUGAUGGACGGCCAGCAGAUGAUGCACCGGCCGCCGGGCGACCCCGCCUUCCACAACGAGUACCACUACCCGCCCCAGUACUACGGACACCUGUAGUGCUAGGCGCCGACACGCUCCCUCCUCGCACGGCCGCGCGCCCGCCACCACACACAGACGCGGUGCCCACGAGCUUAGCCGCAGGCCGCGCCGGCUCGCGGUCCGCUGGCCCGGCACCAAGGAGGCGGUGCUCACCACGACGUCGACGGCACCGCCGCUGCAGCCGCUCGACAAGAGGCGGGGAGAAGCGACGGCGCCUCUGCCGUGGACGCCGGUGCCACCGACGUCGACACCGCCGCCGACGCCGACGCCCCCGCCCCCGCGGGUGCCUGGCGGAGGCGCCGCCUCCGCACCGCCCGCUCCGCGACGCGAUCGCUCUUUGUACAAAUGUCGCAGAGAUUACGGGAAGACUUGUACAAAACACGAAGCAGAAAUUCGUAUACCAUUUACAAGAUUUCGUUGUUAGCACCGGACUGGACAUUUUGCGUUUUAAGUGUUUUCGCCUGUACUUUUUCAGUAUCGGCGCGGGAAGCGCCGAUGUUGGUUAAUACGUUUGUGGGAGAGUGCUGUGUUUCUUAUUUCAAGAAAUGUGAUGUGUGUAAAAUGAAAAGAAAAAGGUGGUGGAAGUGUGGCACGCGCCCGAGAGAAGUGAUCGCAUUCACUCGUCUACGGCUGCGGAAACGAGGAGAGACGAACAGACCUGCGCUGGUUGCAGCCCGCCACGCUUUCGCCGGAGAGACUCGCCGAGGUCUUCGCAGACAUCACAGACAGUGAAAUAACAAACACGACGAAGGAAACCAGAAAUUGCUCGAGGAGAUCGAAAGACGAGGAACGGACCCUGUAGAGAGAAUACAAUAGCAAUUACAAUAUUAUAUAUAAUGUAUCAUAAUGUUACUUGUGGAUAGACUGCGCGUUGUUUACGAGUUGAUGCGCCGCCCAGGAGCUAAGUUUGCCACCUGGGGGGAUCUCGUCAAAGUGAUGUAACGUUUAGCUUAGACACCCAUCCCCUCCCCUCCCCCCAACUUCCCUCCACCCCCCCCCCCUCCACCCACACCAACCGACCCGUCCCCACGCCCGUGCAGCCUCGUACGCCAGACCGUUCCGUUUCUUUGCAAACCAGUUGGAUAUCGUUUCACUUUUUGUAUAACCCCUCUCUCCUUCCUUCCAACCUUCCUUUCUUCCCGCCCUUCCGCUCUAGAGGCCUGUCCCUUUUUUCCGAUCUCGUCUUUACCAUAUGUUCGAGUAAGCAUGAAGUACUGUUGUGCAAAAAAAAUAAUAUUUCAAAAGGUUGUGCUGUUAUAAAGGAUAAAAAAAAGAAAACUUAAUUGUUAUAUCUGUUGUGACUUUUCUUUUUGUUCUGUUCGCUUUUACCGCUAACUCUCGUCUGCUCCCCGUCCGGAUCGCCGGUUUCUUCCCUUUAUAACUCCUUUUCCACUUCCCAGACACGUUUUUAAUGAACAAGAUAUACGUAAGUUACUGCAACUUAGAUAACUAUCGAAAUGUGUGGUCUUCUGCAUACAUUAUAGACUAAUAAUACUUAAUACACAGGUAUACAUGAAUAUUGAAACUCAGGUGCAUAGUUUUCUUCAAGUCUUAAUGCUGGGUGCUGCAGCAUUGGCAAUGGCUGUGGGUAAUGGAGAACUACGAUAAUCGAAUACUGAUGUAUACGGCUACUGACUAAAAUUGUAUUUCAGAAAUUGUCGACUACUUCUAUUACAUAAAAGUGGAAUGAUAAAGUUUUUAAAUUUUUUGAACUCAUACCAAAAAGUAUUUAAUAUAUGCACAAUAUAAUUUAUUGUAUUUGUAAAUACAGUGAAAUACUGGUUUAAUUUAGCGGUGUAUAUUUUCAGUAUAGUGAAUAAAAAAAAUGGAUCUCCUUGUAUACUGAAUAAGACAAUUUGCUGUGUUUUAUAAAGAGCUAAAUUUCAACGGAGUCUGUGAUCAAAGUUCUCCUACAGCCUCAGUGCUUACGUUACCACCAGCAGUGUAACACUACAAUUGGAACUGCUUGUGAGAACUUGUCUAAGAGUCACGACUGUGCUUUAGCGAAGCACUUUACCCCUGUGGCUUGACCUCACCACCAUAUCAAACACCGUGUGGAGGCUACUGCAGUAGUGUGCCUACUGUUUAGAUAAAUAUUUUCAUGUUUCAUCACUCUUGAAUAUACAUUUUCGUCCGUCAUGGAAAAGAAAAAAAGAUUACUCGAUAUCUUUGCUAAAAUAUAGCUCAGAAUGCAGGCAAUUUAAACGGUUAUACGAAUUGUAGUAGACACAAAAUCUGUUUCAGACAACUGGUGCGACAUUUUUGUCACGCAAACCUAGUUGGAUCACAUGUGUGGGAUGAAAAGAUUGAUUUAGGUGAAUCCUUUGCUUUUAUGAAUGAAACCCACAGUUUCACUUCUAGAUGCCAUGAGUAAAUAACGUGUAGUAUGAGGUCAGGCUACAGAUAUAAAUGAAUGUUCUACCUGCAGAUCUAGAAUUUAUUUUCUGCUUACAAAACUUUACUGCAGAAUUUUACUACAUUUCUUAUCACUGUCCAGUCAUUCUAUCUGUCCGUCUGGAAUUAUUUCGCAUGCAAAUACAACAGGGACCCAAACACAAUUCCUUGAUAUACUUAGACGUCCUUGUUAUACGAGUGAGCUACAGUGAGCGCAGAAACUCUGCAAAUCUGAUGUAUACCUCCACUAGUUUUUUGGACGUUGUUGUAAAUGAUUAUCAAUAUCUAUUUUUAAAUGUUUUUCUCGUUAUGCCAAAUGGGCAAACGAACCACAUCGAAGUUAUACUGAAUACACGGAAGUACAAGAAAUAUCACUGUGAGGUAAUCAGAGAAACACUAAGAAUGUACAGUAUACUGAUGGCUUGGGAAGCUGCGAGUUUUCAUUAUUUAGGGAGCAAACGUGGCGUUUUAAGUCUUGGAAAUUUUAAGUAUAUCAAGGGAUUUUUAUAUUAAAACAAUUUGUUGACAAGUAUACGAAGAAUGAUAUUGAGUCCUUGAUGUAUUGUCUUAAAAUAUGUCUCUCACGACAAACAUCUGUGUCUAUAUUUUGAGAAGAUGUCAUUGGAAUAAAAACCAUGUUUCGCCUUAUCCAAUGUAUACGGUAUUCAUCAGUUCAGUCAUGUAUAUAAAGUGCCAUCUUUUCACUGUAUAUUAUGGUGUGAGAGGUGAGGUAAUAUUGUGUGCUGCUUAAAACAACUAAAACAGGGCGACAAAAAAGAAAUACCUCUACAAUUUAAACUGAUAACAUGUCCUCUGUAAUCUUUUUUUUCUCAAGACGUCAGCAUUAAAUGCUACAUAUUGUGUAAAUGAUUUUUAUUCUGUGGUUUUAUUAAAUUGCCCUAUU